This is a messenger RNA of Chelonoidis abingdonii (Abingdon island giant tortoise), 3533 nucleotides long. It is a transcript of the gene SCAMP2, whose product is annotated as secretory carrier membrane protein 2. NCBI's taxonomy places the organism in Eukaryota, Metazoa, Chordata, Testudines, Testudinidae. Gene Ontology annotation, cellular component: recycling endosome membrane; trans-Golgi network membrane. The record is from RefSeq and is a predicted model, not a curated record. Gene Ontology annotation, biological process: protein transport.
CGACGCCCGUCCCGGACUGUGAGCCGGGCGCACGCGCAGUCUCGCUCCCGGAAGUGUCCCGUUCCCAGGGAGCAGGAAGCGAGCAAGCGGGGAGGGCGGCGCAGGCACGGAGUUGCACCCUGCCAUGUCGGCCUUCGACACCAAUCCGUUCGCUGACCCGGUGGACGUGAACCCCUUCCAGGAUCCCUCAGUGACACAGCUGACGCAUGCUAACCAGGGCGGCUUGGAUGAAUUCAAUCCCUUCUCUGAGAACUCCCGGCUGACAAAUGGAGCUCAGACCGUUCCAGCGACGCAGCCUGCUGGCCCUUCGCAACCCGCUGUCCUACAGCCAUCUGUGGAACCCACUCCACAGGCUGUAGCCUCAGCAGCCCAGGCUGGACUCCUUCAGCAGCAGGAAGAGCUGGAGAGGAAAGCAGCGGAGCUGGAGAGGAAGGAGCGAGAGUUGCAGAAUAAUGCAGCAGCCUUUAACCCGAGACAGAACAAUUGGCCACGCUUUCCCAAGAAGUGUCCCAUCAAGCCGUGUUUCUAUCAGGACUUCUCUGCAGACAUCCCAGCUGAUUACCAGCGAAUAUGCAAGAUGCUGUAUUAUUUGUGGAUGUUUCACUCAGUUACCCUGCUUCUAAACCUGCUUGCUUGCCUGGCAUGGUUCACCGACAAAACAGAAAGAGGAGUAGACUUUGGUCUCUCGAUUCUGUGGUUUAUUUUGUUCACCCCUUGUGCUUUCCUCUGUUGGUAUCGACCCAUCUACAAGGCUUUCAGGUCUGACAGCUCCUUCAGCUUCUUUGUGUUCUUCUUUGUCUUUUUCUGCCAAAUUGCAAUCUACAUCAUCCAGGCAGUCGGCAUUCCUGGCUGGGGGGACAGUGGUUGGAUUGCAGCUCUGGACGAGACACGAGGAAACUGGGCUGUGUCCAUAAUCAUGAUGGUGGUGGCCGCAUUCUUCACACUGUGUGCUGUCCUCUCACUCUUCCUCCUAAAGCGGGUGCACUCUCUGUAUCGCCGGACAGGAGCCAGUUUCCAAAGGGCCCAGGAAGAGUUCUCCCAAGGCAUCCUCACCAACAGGAACUUCCAGAAUGCAGCGGCAGGGGCGGCUGCUUCAGCUGCACAGGGUGCUUUCCGGGGAAACUAGCCCUUCCCAUGGGUGCCACCACCGUGCCCCCUUCCCGUUCCUUUUUCAUCACAACCUGAUCUUAAGAUGCACUUUCCACAGUCACCGUGCUAACUCCAUGACGCCGGCUGCGGAGAUGAGAAGAGGUCUUUGUAGCUUCAGCUUGUCUGCCUCUCUGGCAACUAGUUCUUCCCUUGCUCUGGGGUGGGAGGCUAGGGAAAUAUUCUCUUAAAUCAAAUAUAGCUCUCCUUAUCCAGGACAGCUUUGACAUUUUUACUACUUUUCCUGCUUGCCCGUGCUCCUGUGAUAGAGGGAGGAAUCUCAUCACUUUUUAGCAACUCUUCCAUUGGGUUUUGCGUUGAAGGAUUUAUUUUGUAACUUACAUGAGGUGGGUAUUAAUAAGGGCGGAAGCUGCCCUUUGUUUGAAACAUCUGUGCUAAUUAGUUCUUGACCUCUUACUGCCUGGCUCCCGUGGGGUCUGGUUAACAUUUGGCAUAAAGGGUGCUGUUGGGAAACUGCCCUUUGCCAUCCCAUCAUGGUGCAGAUCUCCCGCCCGCUUCUGUUGUUUCUCACCUUGGGGUGAGGGUCCUACCCAAGAUUGUAUUAUGGAAUCUUAUUCCUGUAGGAGAUGCAUGGAGGGUUAAUUAAUGGAGUGCAGCCUUCACCAUAGCCUUAAAUCUUGUGUGGGGGGGGGGAGGGGGGGGGAAUAAUCUCUGUACCUCACCAGCCACUGUAGCAGCCUUUGAGAGACCAGCGGCUUCAUGGGGAACUCUGCAGGGUUGGGUAUGUGUCCCAUGGGGUUUAGGACAUGGGGGGUGGGUGGGGUGUAAUUGAGCCAGCAAACCAGUUUUGAGAGGAAGUGCUCGAGAUUUUAUACAGCUUGCUCAGCCCCUGGGGAGUGGGGUGCCAGGUUCAGAACACUACAUAUACCUGAAGCUGGCCCUUCCUCUUCCCUGCCAGCUUGCUCUCCACAUUUGAGAGGAUCAUCCCACAGAGCUUUGGGAUUCCAGGAGGAAUUCAUAGGUUUCUCAAGAGAGAGGAGUCUUGGUUGCAGCAUGUUCCUUUUUGAAACCCAUGUCUGUGCAAAACCCUCUCGGUGGCUCAUGCGUCCAGCAACACCCCCUUAUCUGGAUUGCAUGCUCCUGCUCAGAAGAUAACCACCCCCCUACUCUGCCUCCCUUAAGAUCGCACCUCUCUUUUGCUGAGGAUUGUGUGUUGCUGGAUUUUGAGUCCAUUUGUCUGGUUUUUGGUGACAAGAGUUUUCUGUGUUUGACCUUGAGCAACUGGUUAGUUCCUGAGGUGCACUCCUAAGAGCCCUUGAGACGGGGCGGGGGCACGGAGAAUCUGCGCUUUCUUUAGAUUUGUGACUUUUGCAGUGAAAAAAGUACCCACUCUUCACCAUCUGCUUUCUCUCCUCCCCAUUUUGUUGGGUGUUGAAUCUUUAGUAUCCUGGUCUCACAAGCCCCUUUUCUAACAGGAAAAAGUGUGAGGAGGGUCAUGUCUCCACCAGCAGGUUGAAAAGGGAUUAGGAGGGAGAAAGCAGGAACGCUCCUGUGCACUGAAGAAAUCCAGGAUCUCUGGGAAAGGGGGCAAACGCCCUGAAAAUAUUGGUGUGAUCAUGUACAAAUUGCUUAUAACAGAUUGCGGCAUCGGUGUGGCUAUGCAAUGCGGAAACUCCUCCCCAGACUCAGCUUUGAUGCUGCUCUCUUCAGAGGCUACAGAAACUCUUCCGGGCUUGCUGAGUGCAUCUGGCAGCUCCUAGUCUGAAGUGUGUUCGAAGUCAUUAUUCAGUCAGUCUAGAAAGGAGAAAAACACCAGCCUCCAGCACCCUGAGAUGUUUGCUCCCUUCUGUCGCUGUCAUUGGUGCCCGUGACACCUGGUCUGUUGAGAAUUUUGCCCUUUCUGCAGAGGGAUUGAGUGGAGUUGGGGCAGAAGGGGGCAGUCUACUGUGGAAUUGGGACCCUUGGGGGUUUGCUUACAUCCAUAUUUGAUCUGGUUAACCAAUCAAAACAUAGUUAAUUAAUCUCUAUUAGAUUAGGGCCAAGUCCGUUUGGUUUGUGGGCUCUGAGGAAGAUGAAGGGCAGGGGAAAAACUGGGAGAAGCACAGUGCUUGAUACCUUCAUGUGAACAAAGGAGGGGUUAGUUUCCACGAUGUGUGUGAUAUGGAAAUAGUAACUGGGUUGUCAUUAACCAGCCCCCUUCCAGCGUAAUGGCAGACCAGGUCUGUUUGAGCUGAUCCAGUGCACCUGGUGAGGUUUCCUCUAGCCUCUCACUCUUUUGAAUGUACAUGACAAUGGAAAAAUUAGACUUUAAAAUCCCCCCUUUCUGAUGUAUUUCCCUCUCUAAUCUUUUCAUGUAAAAAUGUAUAUGUCAAGUCACACUUUUGUGCUUAAAUAAAAAACAAAAAAAACCUAACCCCUCAACCUUU